GGGAGAGAGAGAGAGAGAAAAAAAGGGGACCGGAGAGAGACGAGAGAGGCACGGUAGUUCGUUGUUGGAUUUUUACAAGUUUGUGCAGCAAAAGUUUGGCCAUUAUUCGGAUUAUCUGAUAGAUUAUCUGCAAGACAACAAGUUGUGCUCCAGGUGAGUGGAUUAAAAAUAAUUGUAAUGUGAACAAUACAAGGUGGAGAAAAACCUGAGGAAUGUGACUCAAGAGAUUAGAAUUUCAAUAGAAAUUUUCACAGCAUCAAUGGAUUCUCUGGACUUAGUGAGCCCAUACCUGUUCAAGCACAAAAGGAGGAACUUUUUGGUCAAGGACACAUUGCGACCCAGUGACCUUGAUGCGCUCCAGCACAUUGAGAUCCGUCCGACUGAUGUCUUCCUUAUCACAUACCCCAAGUCUGGCACAGUAUGGAUGCAGCAGAUCUUGGUGCAGAUCAUGGAUGCUGCCCACCCUGAACAGGCAGAGGACGGCCACAAUCGGACACGAGUUCCUUGGCUGGAGGAAAGAACUGCAGACAACCCUCUCCGGGAGAGGCCAGACCCGCGAAUCUUCGGCACACAUCUCCCCGCUGACAUGUUGCCUCUUGGAGUGAAAGCCGAGCAAAGCAAGGCAGUGUAUGUCUGGAGGAACCCGAAGGAUAUCCUGGUGUCCUUGUAUCACUUUGCUCACACUUGGGCCUUGCUGGAAACACCUAAAAGCUUUGAGGGUUUCUUUCAGCAGUUCCUGGAUGGUGAAGUGUACAUGGGAUCAUGGUUCAAUCAUGUGCAAGAGUAUUUUGCAGCACAGAACCAGCUGAAUAUCCAUUUUGUGCAGUAUGAGAAUAUGUUGAAGGACCUCCGAGGGGAAGUUGUGAAGCUUUGCGCUUUCCUCGAAAAAGAUUUGACAGGUGAAGCCAUCGAUCACGUUGUGAAGAUGUCCUCCUUCAACAGCAUGAAGACCGAUCCCAAAGCCAACUACAAGGAUUUAAUCGAAAAAGGUCGCUACCUGGGGGAAACCAUGCGCAAAGGGGUGGCGGGUGACUGGAAGAAUUACCUCACAGUGGCCCAGAAUGAACGUUUUGACCAAGUCUUCAGAGACAAGAUGAGCAACUCUCCUCUGACCUGCACUUGGGAGAUCGAUCAGUAACCUGUCUCAAAUUCAGCUCAGCCCGUUGCAGGAGAGAGUUCAAUCAUUCCAUUCAGUAAUCCUCUU
Molecule: messenger RNA, 1204 nt
Organism: Scophthalmus maximus (turbot)
Lineage: Eukaryota; Metazoa; Chordata; Actinopteri; Pleuronectiformes; Scophthalmidae
Product: amine sulfotransferase
Exons: 8
Coding region: 260-1138 (292 amino acids)
Biological process (GO): sulfation
Cellular component (GO): cytoplasm
Molecular function (GO): sulfotransferase activity
Source: RefSeq, a predicted model, not a curated record